AAAUAUGGCUUCAUAGCAUUCGCGUAGGACGCUGUGUACGCUCUGCUCAACAACCGUAACUGCCUUCCAGUCUAGAUGUUUCUUGAAAAGACAUGCCCGAAGUUCACUACCCCAAACGCUUCAUCAUGAGCAUUGCAUGAUAUAGGAGACACUUGGCAGACCAGGCAAAGUCAUCGCCUCAGAGGAUCAUCUGGAUUGAUCUGGGAACAUAUAUAUUUUGGAGAUUGACCCCUAGUUUCAUCAGGGACCACAUUCCGCUAGUUUCAUAUCACAUUCUUUUAACCUAGAGCAGGAGCUGUGAUGUUAGUGCUGUGAACAUUUUCCAUCCUCACCCCUUGCCUCUGAACUCUAUAGACAGGGGCCAAACCCAUCUGCAAAUUAUAGGCCAUUUCACACAGAUCACCUAUUACAUGUUUAGAUCUGUGGGAAACGUUCAGAAACUUUGGAUUCACCCACAUUAGGAUUGAUGUGCAUCUGGAUUUAUACUCACAUUGUUACAGUUCCUGUUGGACUAUAUCAAAUCCAUGAAAAACAAAAUCCUAAAAUGUAUAUAAUGGAUGAACAAACAUACAACUAUGUGAUAUUCUUCUUGGGAGUAUGUGGCAUGGUAUUCUACCUAUUUAUGGCUUUCUUAAGCCUCCUUUCCCUCAUUGGCAGCCAUUUCUACCUGUACCGACGAGUUGACCCCAAACUUAUGGUGGAGGAAGUGCCCGGGGUGUCUAUUGUCAAACCACUGAUGGGCGUUGAUUCGCUUUUGGAGGUUAAUUUGGAGAGCCAUUUUACCUUGGAAUAUCCUAAGUUUGAAUUGUUGAUCUGUGUACAAGAUGACCAGGACCCAGCCAUUAAUUUAUAUAACAAAAUGAAGGAAAAGUAUCCAAAAGUUGAUACUCGGCUUUUCAUAGGAGGAAAAGAUGGAAUUAUCAACCCUAUGGUGCACAACAUGGCACCUGGCUAUGACAAUGCCAAAUAUGAUUUUAUAUGGAUCAGCACUAGUCGAAUAAAAGCUAGUACAGAAAGUCUUUAUGAUAUGGCCACGAAAUUGAUGAAGCCCAAUGUAGGUCUGGUACAUCAGUUACCUUUUACAACCGACCAGAAGGGUCUAGCAGCAAGCGUAGAAAAGAUAUAUUUUGGGAGCAAUGUUGGAAAGUUUUAUACCAGUUUUAAUUUUUUGGGUGUGCCGUUACUCACUGGAAUGUCCUAUAUAUUCAAGAAGUCCGUUCUAGAGGAAGUAAAUGGUCUAAGCUGGUUUGGGCGGUACUUAGCAGAGGACUACUUUCUGUCCCAAGCUAUCCACGCUAAGGGUUAUCGCAUUGUGCUCUCCGCCUUUCCCGCCCAGCAGAAUGUUUCUGGUCUCACACUGACCGGCUUCAAAGAUAGGAUGGUCAGGUGGCUGAGACUACGGUUGAACAUGAUAACAUUCGUCAGUGGAGUGAUGGAACCCUUGGCAGAGUGCUUCCCAAGCGCUGUCAUAGGCGCCCUCUGUGCUUAUCAUUUCUUCGGCAUUAAUCCAUACUACUUCUUCGCUGGGCAUGUUUGUGGUUGGAUUGUCUUAGAUUACCUUCAUUUGUGUAAUGCCCAGGGCGGAUCUGUACCAUUCUCAAAGCUACAGUUUUUAUUGGCCUGGAUUACACGAGAGCUCAUCAAUUACUACGUGUACUUUGAGGCCUUGAUGAACCCUCGUAGGAUAAAAUGGGGCAAGAGAACGUACAAGGUCACUUUGGGGGGCCACACGGAAAUCGCGAGAGAGAAAGGCAGUAUACCUUUGUAACAGUGAUUUGAGAAUUAGGGUGGGACAUGCUUCCUGCCAAACUCACAAGGCAAAAUUGCAGACCACCUAUGGAUGGCAGAGAGUACACGUGGAUAAAGUCUGUUUUGAAAGGUUACUUUAAACAAACACAUGGAAGAUUUUAUGUUUUAAGGAAAGAGGGCUGACAAUAGCUUUGUGGUGAAGAGGUUGUGAAAGAGAGGCUGCCCUGCCUGGAAUCCACGAUGCCUUGUACAGACAUUGGUUCUCAUCAUCUCUUGGUCCAGGCCAGAGACUUGCCGAAAUGUUGGAUACACACACAUUCACCAAGUUGCCUGAUGAUUACAUUUUCGUCAUGGAUUUCUUGCAAGAGGAAGACAUGUUUCUCUUCUCA
Molecule: messenger RNA, 2138 nt
Organism: Liolophura sinensis
Lineage: Eukaryota; Metazoa; Mollusca; Polyplacophora; Chitonida; Chitonidae
Product: ceramide glucosyltransferase-B-like
Exons: 12
Coding region: 467-1768 (433 amino acids)
Biological process (GO): glucosylceramide biosynthetic process
Cellular component (GO): membrane
Molecular function (GO): ceramide glucosyltransferase activity
Source: RefSeq, a predicted model, not a curated record